Messenger RNA from Amborella trichopoda, 1806 nucleotides. Its product is annotated as tRNA(His) guanylyltransferase 2. Gene Ontology annotation, molecular function: magnesium ion binding; tRNA guanylyltransferase activity. Gene Ontology annotation, biological process: tRNA modification. The record is from RefSeq and is a predicted model, not a curated record. Lineage: Eukaryota; Viridiplantae; Streptophyta; Magnoliopsida; Amborellales; Amborellaceae.
AAGCAUAAAAAUCUUUAGUUUCUCUUGCCGAGGCGCAGCAGGCUCAGCUUGCCCAAGGUCACUGCCUCUCGUCGGGUUUUUUCGCUUCAUCACCAUUACGACCAUCGGUGAAAGCUCUGAGCUUUCUUGUUCUUCUUCUAUAAGCUCUUAAAGAGAAGCGCAUCUCUCUUUGAGAAGAUUCUAGGUGUUAAAUUUCUAUCUAUUUUUGGGGAAAAUCUGCAGGGUUUUAAAGAUUGGGUUGCAGAGAGAGAGAUCUAAUUUGAUUGGGUUGGUUAGAGAGAGAUAUAUAAAUUAUCUAUUUUCAUCUUUGGGUUAUCUUAGGUUUGGAAGGUUUCUCUUUUUCUUAGGAAAAGUGGCGUGAGUGAUUGAAACUUGAGGGUUAAAUUUUUAAGUUGUAAAAGAAAAGUAUGUAAUCUCAGUGUGGGAAUGGAAAAUCCAUGUUCUUGAGCAAAUCUCUAGGAAUUGGACCCUUGCAUUAUUCUUUUCUUAAUCUUUUUGCAAAUGUUUCCUGUUUUGGCUGUGUGGAUCGUAUCAUCAAGCUGAGGAGAUUGGCCAUUGCCAAGCACUUGGUGGAGAGAUAAUCAACAUUAGAAAGCUUCACUUGGGCUUAAAGUUGCAGGAGGAGGAGAGCGAGGCAUCUGUGGACUUGACAUCAGGAUCACAUUGCCAGAUUGUAUGGGAAAGAAACGGUUGACAUCGCCAAUUGACAUAGCAAAGGAAAUCUCCAAAAGUUUGUGUCCUGAAAUGCUUUGAUUUUGCAGGUAACACAGAGAAAAGAUGUAGGGAUAAGACCUUGAGGUUGUACUUUACUUGACUCUAAGAGCUCAUAGAAAAGCGUGUGGCCUCUUUUUCAGAGGUUAUUGAAAUUCUAGAUGGCGAAUAGCAAGUACGAGUAUGUGAAAUCCUUUGAACUCCCAGACAAUCUGUUGCCUUCCACAUGGAUCAUUGUUAGAAUUGAUGGCCGUGGCUUCCGAAAGUUUUCGGAGGCUCACGAAUUUGAGAAGCCCAAUGAUGAGAAUGCCUUAAUGUUAAUGAAUUCAUGUGCCAUUUCCUUGCUAGACGAUUUCCCAGACAUUGUAUUUGCCUAUGGUGUUAGUGACGAGUACAGUUUUGUUUUCAAGAAGAGUUCUCAAAUCUACAAGAGACGUGCCAGCAAAAUACUAUCUACCUGUGUUUCAUUAUUUUCUUCUACAUAUGUCAUGAAGUGGGCGGAGUUCUUCCCCAAUAAACCAUUGAAGUAUGCACCGUCUUUUGAUGGGCGAGUUGUAUUGUAUCCUACAGUUGCACAUGUUCAUGAUUAUCUCUCUUGGCGCCAAGUGGAUUGUCACAUAAACAAUCAGUACAAUACUUGUUUAUGGACAUUGGUGAAGUCCGGAAAAACCAAUGAGGAAGCACAAAAAUUUUUAAAGGGUACUCAAAAGCAAGAAAAAAAUGAAAUCCUUUUCCAGCAGUUCGGCAUCAAUUACAAUACAUUACCUCCAAUGUUUAGGAAAGGCUCUUGCGUCUUUAGAGAAGAGGUGCACGAAAUUUCAAAGAGUAAGAAAGUUAAGAAGAAGGUGGUUGUGGACCAUUGUGACAUUAUUUGCCCGGGCGACAUGCACUUUUGGAAUGAGCAUCCAUACAUCCUAUCUGAUGAUCAGUAGACACAUUUCAUUUUAUAAAUGUCUUAAUUUUUCAUGAUUGAUGGAAAUUUUCUACCAUGCGAUAGCAAACUUUGUUUAUCGAUUUUUUUUGUUAUUAAUAUAUUGAAGAAAAAUGAAAAGAAAACUGUGGUAUAAAUCAAUCAAAUUCUUGUGAUUUCAAUUU